AAUAAGAGUCCAACUGAUAGUCAGGGGCAAAUUUAGUCCACAAGACCUUGUGUGUUCAGCUGAGAGCGCUCUGAGCAUGUAAGAGAAACUCAGUUAGAAAAGAAUGACAUGGUGAUUAAAAGAGGUGUGAAAUAGCAAUCAAUGCACAAGCUGUUAAUUAAGACUAUGUGAGUAAGAACACCUUCUGUGAGAAACACAAUUAAAAAGGAUAAUAUUUGGAUAACUCAUGGGAGUCCAAGAAAAGUAGAAUUAAGUUGGACGACUCGAAAACACUCUUCUGCUGCUUCUAUCUUAGUUCAUGGAGGAAGAGGACACAUGGAGCCUGGAGAACACCUCCAUGCACAUGAACAUUUCCCUAGGCUCAAAUGAUUCCUCUCCAGUCUCUCUGCCUGGCUUGGAGUACAGCGAUGCAGAGGUGGUCUUAAUUAGCAUCUUGAUGGGACUGCUGGUUCUGGGCAUCGUCUUCGGCAACUUGCUGGUCAUCAGUGCCAUUGUACGUUUCCAGCGUUUGCAGACAGUCACCAACUACUUUAUAAGCUCUUUAGCCUGUGCUGAUUUGGUCAUGGGCCUCCUGGUGGUGCCUUUCGGUGCAUGCUACAUUCUCCUCAACACGUGGCACUUUGGAAACUUCUUCUGUGAGUUCUGGACCGCCACAGAUGUGUUGUGUGUGACUGCUAGUAUUGAGACACUGUGCGUGAUCGCCCUGGACCGGUAUGUGGCAAUUAUGUGGCCUUUGCGCUAUCAGUCCAUGCUUACGAAGCGGAAGGCGUGCGGGGUGGUACUAGGCGUGUGGGCUGUCGCCGCCCUGAUCUCCUUUCUACCCAUCCACAUGAAGUGGUGGGUGUCAGAUGAACCCGAGGCGUUGAGCUGCAUGGACAACCCUUACUGCUGUGACUUCAACACCAACGCUGCCUACGCCGUGACUUCCUCCAUCAUCUCCUUCUACAUACCCCUCAUCAUAAUGGCUUUCGUAUAUAGCAGGGUCUUCCAGGAGGCCCGCAGGCAGCUUCAGAAAAUCGAUCGCAUCGAGGGCCGGAUACGGACACAAAGCUUCAGUACCCAGGAGGGAAAUGAGUUGAAGAACAAGAGGACCAGGUUUGGCAUGAAAGAUCACAAAGCCUUGAAGACCUUGGGGAUCAUUAUGGGAACGUUCACCCUAUGUUGGCUGCCUUUUUUUGUGCUCAACGUGGUGGCGGCCAUCUGGAAGACGGAUAAUAUCACGUUGCCCUUCAGGAUCUUGAACUGGAUUGGUUAUGCAAAUUCAGCUUUCAACCCAUUAAUCUACUGCAGGAGUCCCGAAUUUAGAUGUGCAUUUCAAGAGAUCCUGUGCAUGAGAACUUCUCAUCUGCCCUCCACAAGGAAUAACAAAGGAUAUAUCUGCAGUGGCCACAGCUGGCAGGUGCACAUGAAGACCACCAGACAACGAGAGCUCUCGCCUUCUAUCUGUGAAACAGUGAUUGGGGCUGAUUGUUUGACCGCAGGCACCAAAAACACAAAUGGGAAUUGUAACAAAGCUGUGACGUCCAUCAUUUAGGCAAUAUUGAACACAAGUAACCUCAGCCUUCAUAUUCCCUCUACCUUGUUUUAAAGCACUACAGAUAUUAGUGGAUAAUUGGAAUGGAGCCAGUGUAUCUGGAUAUAAAGAUUACCCAGAUACUAUUUGGAGAUGAAAUGCAUGAUAAUGCCAGAUGUAAAUGGGGCCAUUGUGAUACCUUGUUGAGUCCGAACAAAUGAAGAUGGAUAUUAGCAUCUGUGCUUUUAACUUGUGGUACAAUGAGGGAAUGUGUUUGGUAGAGCAGCACAUAAAAUCCAGGUUAGAGAUUGAAAGUGAAGAGUCAACCUCUGGAUUCCCUUUACUACCUCAUGACAUUCGUGAAACCCAUGUGGAUACUCUGCCGAUAAAGCAGCUAAAACCAACCUAAGCUGUUUGGCUGUUCUUAGUUGGUCUCCCUAGACCAACUUGGCCAUUCUGGGAGACUUACUUAGACCAGCUAAGACCAGCUUAGGCUGGUUAAAGCAGGGGGGUGGGGGGGUUUCAGCAGGGUAGUCAUUUCAUGUUUUUCAAAAUGCCUCAACUAUCGCAAGCCCUUUUGACAUUAAAUAACAUGCAGACUAUGAAUUAUAGAUAUCAACAAUUGAAUUUUUACGAGUUAAAAUGCUUAUUCUUGAUAUCAGGAAUGGAAUUACUGCUAGUGAGAUUGCUACUUUUUGAUAUCAGUAAUUAGGUUUGCACUAGUAAAAACUAGGGCUGUCAAUCGAUUAAAAUUUUACAUUGAAUAAAUUACAUGACAUGCUGAUUAAUUAUUUGAUUUAAUUGUAAUUAAUCACUUAUAUAAAUAUUUGGAUAGAAUAAUUCAACAAUAAUUCAAUUCAUAAUGAAUAAUCAAUAAUGUAAUAAUUUGAUAAAGAACCAUGGAAAAAACCCAUAUCAAUAGACCACUAUUAUGAAUACUGUGGGGGACAUGUCCCUCUCAAUGUCUAUGGUGGUUACAGCCCUGUUUAAACGCAAAAACGUGUUCUCAUCUUGUUCUGUCCCUAGUGUCAAGCAAGCCUGAGUGAGUUGUUGUCUGUACAGCUGCGUGUUGCCUAUACAGCUGGAAUUUCACAUAUUGCCCCCGCCCCCCCAAAACAGGCGGUGCUUCAAGCUUGAAUUGCUCAGAUGGUAGGAAUAUUUAUUUUUAUGAUCAGGGCCAUGAUGAACUGCAUUAAUUUUUGAAUGCAAAAAUUUUUUAUAUAAUGAAAUCACACUGAAUUAACACAUUAAAUUGACAGCCCAAGUAAACACAUACAUUUUUUAUAUAAAAAAUGACAUCACUACUCACUGAAACCCAUUCUUUAUAUCAAAAAUUUAAUUUUAACUAGUACAUUUCUACUAGUAGUGUGUGUUUAUACCAUAACAUGUGAAAGAUGGAACUUUAAGAGCAACUGACAGUUGUUUUGUCCCAGACAAACUUGUUACAUUCCAUUAAGAGCUUGCAUAGGCUCGCUUAAAGACACAAUCUUCAAUUUCUGUCUGAACCCUCCUCCAGAGAGAGGAAAUAUAACCCUCUGAUGUGGGACAACAGGUGCACAUUGCCGUCUGUGCUAUAACCAGCUGUUCUUGUCAAAAGGAAAAAACAGCCAAGCAGUUCUCUCCAACCCCUGCACUUCAACCUAACUCCAUUAACAUUUUCACUAGGAAAACAUUUUAAGGUUACAGCCGGAGCUGUACCUAUAAAGGGUCAUGUGCUCAAACUGUUUGUAAUUUAGUAAGCAAGUUUCCAUUCACAGGCAUUGCAGGCUGGGUGGCAAAAUCAUGAUGGUGUAUUUAACGCGUCACUAUUUGCAAUGAAGUUAUAAGUACAGUGCCAAACAAUUCUCAUUUCUAAACAUUAUGCUUUUCAUAAUGUUGUAUGUAAACCUCAAAGCUAUUUCAACAGUCCUUUAUCCACAUUUCAGGAAUACAGCAACUAGAAUUUAUGGUUGUGUAAUAGACGUUACUGUUACGUUGUCCUGUUUACAGAAACUUUGAACAAACUGUCCAUUGGGCAAACGCUGCAAAAUCACCUAAUAUUGAUCCGACAGCUGUUUAUUUCCAUCUGCUUUAUGUUUAUAGCCCUGGCAAUGCAUUUAAUCAUGACAAAGACAUUUCUGGAAAGUAUCUGACAAUUAAAAAACGACAACGGGCAUACACCUAUACAUAGCUUUCUGCUCUUUGACUUUACAUGAGCUCCCUUCCUGUGUCUAUGUGUGUGUGUAUACAUGCAUGUAUAUGACGUGUAUGUGCAACAGGAAAAUAAGAAGUGAGACAGCUCAUGUGUCUGUAUUCAGGCAGUAAGGCAUGACUUGUUCAGUGAUACCGGUAUAUAAGUAUUUAUAAAAAUCUAUUUAAUAUUAUUUUUGUGAUGAACAUUCUUUGGGAUAAAAACUUGAAUGAAAGCUUGGAUCGCUUACAUUACAUAAAGCAUUUAAGGUGCUUUGUUGCUGGUACUGUAUUAAUGAACAUCUCAUGCUUCUUGUGUAAGUUAUUAGUAAUUAUUCAUUGAAGUCAAACAUCGUCUUAGGCUUUGUGUAUGAAGUAUUUAGCACAUCAAUGGAUAAAGCAGUUUAUGUAUGUGGCCUUAUGUUACUGUGCAGUGUAUUGGCAGCACAUGUUUGAAAUGUUCUUUGCUUAGUUCGUGCCAUUCCAUGAUACAAAUGUACUUGUUUGCCAAGUGCAACUGUUUCCUCUUUGCUCUUUUUACCACAAAGGUGUUCUGUUUAAAAGUGUUUUAUUUUUAUUUAUUUAUUGAUGUAUGUCGAGCUCCUGAAUGUACUAAGUGGCGAAUUAAAAAUGUCUGUUUGUAACGCUGCAGUUGCUCCUUUUGCACAUUUGCUCCCUCUAGUGGUGACAUGGGGCAUUUGCUCAAAUUUCAUUUCACACACAACAAAGCUGAAAGAAAACACAUCUCAAAUUAUUUCAGUGCUGUUGUCUAAUUUUAUGCUGAACUUACUCUGAGAAAAACAUGCCAUUUAAAUGAGACCCGUAUAGUGUUGGGAGCAGCUAAGCUGCUUUCAGAACAGUUGACCUUAUUGAAUAAGUCAUGAAUAGAGUCUUGAAUUGAAUAAGUCAAAAUCUUUUUCUCCCCUUUUUCUCCCAAUUUGGAAUGCCCAAUUCCCACUACUUAGCAGGUCCUCGUGGUGGCACGGUUACUCACCUCAAUCCGGGUGGCGGAGGACAAGUCUCAGUUGCCUCCGCUUCUGAGACCUUCAAUGCACGCAUCUUAUCAUGUGGCUUGUCGUGCAUGACACCAUGGAGACUCCGUAUGUGGAGGCUCAUGCUACCCUCUGCAAUCCACGCGCGCCCCUUUGAGAGUGAGAACCACUAAUCACGACCACGAGGAGGUUACCCCAUGUGACUCUACCCUCCCUAACAACUGGGCCAAUUUGGUUGCUUAGGAGACCUGGCCGGAAUCACUCAGCACACCCUGGAUUUGAACUUUUUUUUGGGAUAGGGAAAGUAGAGAGGUGACAGGAAAAGGAGAAGAGUAGGAAUAGGAUUGGGAAGGACCUCACGUGCCAGGACUCGAACUCAGGUCACCCGCGGUGCAUCAGCACAACAUGUCAUGAGCACAGCCAGCUAAGCUACGGCUCUGACCAAAGAGAGAGAAAGCAGUAAGGACAUCCACCUGAGAUGAAUUGUGACUAACUACCAUUUCUAUGUUCCCAGACGGGUGCUCGACCACGCUCUCACCUCCACAAAUACAUAUACAAAACAACCACUUUUAGUGUUUGAAUCAAUCAUAUCUCUCACUAAACACUGUGUGAAAUUUUUAUUUUUGCCUUAUUUUAUUCAGUUGGCAUGUAGGAUUUGAUAACAGUUUGCUUAAUAAUUUCAUUCCAUAUCUGGAUAAUUGCUGCAAUAUCAUAGAGGAUACAUUUCCUCCUCUAUGAUAUUGCAUUAUAUUAGUUUUGUACAGUAUGUUAACUUAAUAGCCAAAAUACUUGGAUAUAUACGUGACUGAGAAUAAACCUGAAAUAGGAAUGUGUUUCAGUCACAAUGCACAUUAUGUAGUUUAGAGGCGAUUUAGAGACAUUUAGAAUGUUACAAAUGGCUAUUUCUAUUUAAAUAAAUGUUGCA
This is a messenger RNA of Myxocyprinus asiaticus (Chinese sucker), 5599 nucleotides long. RefSeq names its product beta-2 adrenergic receptor-like. Gene Ontology annotation, molecular function: beta2-adrenergic receptor activity; norepinephrine binding. Gene Ontology annotation, biological process: negative regulation of smooth muscle contraction; norepinephrine-epinephrine-mediated vasodilation involved in regulation of systemic arterial blood pressure; adenylate cyclase-activating adrenergic receptor signaling pathway. The record is from RefSeq and is a predicted model, not a curated record. NCBI's taxonomy places the organism in Eukaryota, Metazoa, Chordata, Actinopteri, Cypriniformes, Catostomidae. The transcript has 2 exons. The coding region runs from base 299 to 1534 and encodes 411 amino acids. Gene Ontology annotation, cellular component: membrane.